CCGGCGAGAGCACCGCGUAUCGCGACUUUUCGCUCCGCGGCGAUCUUUUUCCGAACGAGUGCAAUAAUAUUCGAAUUUCGAACGUGUUCAUUUUGUUUUUUGUUUCCGGCCAGUAUUUGGCGUGUUGAAAUUGUUUUCGACGAUUUGUUUCGGUGCCUAAAGUUUUUUUGGACGCCUGCAUUUUACUUACGUACGAUUUGCAAAGACUUCUGCUGACUUUGCAAAAGUGAUCAGAUUGAGUUGGAGAUAUCAGGAAAACUAAGAUAUCGACUUUCCAGUAUUGAAGAGAUACAACAUGCACACCGCGUGAGAUGAGGUGAUGGGGCGGUAGCAGCAUGCGGCGAGCCCCCGCCGCCGCUCUGCUGCGGCUGCUGGUUGUUGCAGGUGGAAUACUCUUCGUGAACCCAUACUCGGACGAGCGGGUGGAUCUGAGCGAGGUAUGGGUGGAGGUGCCUUCGCCCCUAGUGGCUCUGGGGGGCGACGUCCACAUGCGGGUGCGCGGCGCCCCCGGCGGCGCCCUGAGGGUGCGCCUCGCCCGCGAGGACGACGAAGGGCGCGCCCUCCUCGCCACUAUGCCUCUGACCCUGGACUCGGACAGCCGCCUGACGAUCCCCUGCGGGUACUUCUCCAGGGGAGGCAUCUACUACAUCGAGAUAGUAGCAGACAAGGAGUACGUGUUUGAGGACAACUCCACGAUCGACGCGGUCAAGGUCAAGCGAGACGUGUCAGGAGUUAUCCUCGAAACGGGUGAAGGCAUCAUCAAGACGUGGAAGUUCGAUGUGCUCUGGCCGCCUGCGACGCUCGACGUGACUCCAGAACAGAUCCAGACGUAUCCGGAGCGGCAAGUGACGGCUAUUCUGGAGUUUCCGAAGGCCGUGUGUGCUCCGCUCAAGUCCAAUGCAGACUUCUGGCUGGAGCUGCUGUACUGCGGUCACUCGAGCGGCGGCGCGGUGCUGUGUGAUGGCAGGAACACCAGCUCUCAUGCGCAUGUGCUGUAUUCUGAACAGAUCCACGGUUUCCCCGGCCGCCGGACGAUGACGCUGCGCUGCGAGCUGUUCGGCCAGGCCGGCGACUACGCGCUCACGCUGCGCCCCGCCGCCGCCGCGAGGGACCUCGUCACUGCUUUUAUUAAGGCGGACUGGUCGGAGCAGUUCGUGUUGAACGUGCACGGGGGCUCGGUGUUCCCGUGCGGGGACGGCGUGCGGGCGCUCUUCCAGUACCCUGAGUGCGCGCUAGAUGGUGCUGACCGCGUGCGCGUGUUUGGCAGGGAUGCGGAUCGCCUGCGAUAUGUUGCUGAGCGGCGCGUGCGCAGGGGCCAGCACACGGCGAUGUUCGACUGCCGGCUGUUCAGCGAGCGCUACCCGGAGUAUUGCUUCGUGUACGUGUCCCAGGCCGUCACCGGCGCCGUCGCCGACGUCCGGAUGGACUGUCUGCCGACGCUGCCUCUGUCAGAGGGUGGCGCGGGCGGUUGGGGCGCUUGGUCUCCGUGGUCGGCGUGCCCGGCGCCGGCGCGGUGCUCCACGCGGACGCGCAGCAGACACCGCUUCUGUGACAGCCCGCCGCCCGCGUAUGGCGCUAAGUAUUGUGAGGGCGAAGCAGUAGAGCUGGCGGCGUGCGAGUGCACCGCGCGGCCGUGGGCGGGCGACGCGUCGACGGUGGUCGCCGAGGUCGGCGCCGCGUGCCGCUGCGGCUGCGUGCUGCAUCUCGCGCCGGUGGCGAGGCUGCUGGCGGGCUCGGCGAGGGCAUGCCCUGCGAGGUCGUUCUGGUUGCUGCAGGCGGAGGAGGGUCUUUCGGUGCGCGUGCGGUUCGAGGCGGUGCGGCUGCCGUGCGCGGGGCAGGGGCUGCGCGCGCGGGACGGCGACUCGCUCGCCGCGCCGCUGCUGGCCAGCUGGGACGGCCCCGACGACGUGGUGUCGAGCGAGACGGAGCUGCCAACAGACGGCGGCGUUAUAGAACUAGCCGGUGGUCGUCACAUCCUGGUGGAGCUGCGGUCCAGUGACACCAGCGAGCGCUGCGCUGGCGGCUUCCUCGCGCAUGCGACGCAAGUUGAGCCGUACCGCAAUGCCUCAGCCGCGUGGUCCACCACCGCUGCUCCAUGGUGGUCCGGCGGGGGUGGCGCGCGGGCGGCGGCGGGCGCCCUGGCAGCCCUUGCCGCGGCCGCAGCACUCGCCCUAGCAGCACACUCCGCGAGACGCACCCGAGCGUACCAGAGAGCGGCAGACAAGGAGUCUCUCACUGAUAGUGAUGCAUGUUCCGCCUCCCUGGAGCUGGGCACUGGUUCCCGCAGCACCCUUCUCUCGGAGGUGGUGGGAGGGGGGGUAUCGUUCAGCAGACUGCUGCCCGGCCGAGGGAGACACCAGCGACUCCGGGAUGACAGGAGUCAGGAGCACAGAGAAGAAGAUCAAGCAUCAGAUGGAGAGGCUGAAGCGGACAACGCCAGCGUGGUCAGUGGUGGCAGCGGUGGGAGCCACGCUAGUGGUGGCAGCGGUGGGAGCCACGCCAGUGGUGGCAGCGGUGCUAGUAACACCACGGUGACGCCUGAGAACGCGUCGUCCAGCAGCGCUCCAGCUUGUACCACGGCCAGUGUUAACCCAUCGCCCCUGAGACGAUCGAAGACAGUGUCGUCGCAUGUGCCGCAAAUUAUUUCUGCUCCCCAAACAACGAGCGAGAUCACCGACGUCAGCACCAGCAUCACCAGCGUGAGCGAGCGAGACAGCUGCAGCGAGAAGGACAAGGACAGCAUGUGGGAGAAGGAUAGAAGCGAUAGUCGGGCGUCUUCGUCUAUUUCCGCUGCUACUUUGACAAAUGGUUGGUAUUCCCCUGCACUAAGCGGUGUGUCAGCAGCCAGGAUACGAGACAACCCGAAGCACACCAAAGAGACUUGCAACAGAAAGCUACUGCGGUCUGACCUCAGCCUAACCUCACAUCCCGAGAUGGAGAUAGACUACUACGACUAUGAAGUUAAUAACGCAGGUUCUGUUCCCGGUUCUUAUUUAGGCAUGGACCCCGCCUUCCUCGUGUGGAUACCGCCGCUGGAGGAGGGGGAUAUCAUCAAGGAGAUGGAUGAGACCGCGCCUGUACAUGAAGAUCUCCCAAAAGAGCUACGACCGGAUCCGGGCAGCAAUACGGAGUCACCAGAGGAACACCCAGCAGCAACUCUAAAGAGAAACCCACAAGACAACAGAAACAGAUCCAAUGAAUCCAUAAAGUCCAUCCGGAAAGUCAUCGACAGAGGUAACAUCAUCCAUCCUCUCAAUUUCAGCAUCAGCGACCUUCAAAACUUCCCCAAAUUGUCCAAAAGAAAGAAAAAGAAAGAAGAUAUUCCUAUGAGUGAUCUCACUCUAACGAUGUCACCGGUUAAAGUGCACAGGAGAGAAAAGGACGAAACAUCAACGCUCAAACGGAUAAACGAUGCGAGGGAAAAGGACGACACGUUAAAACGCACUACCGACUUGAGUGAUAUAAAAUUUGCAGACGAGAACUCCGACUCGUCGGGUGAGAUAAAGUUUGCUGAUGACUCGCCCGAUAGUAAUAAAGUUAUAGACAGGUACGAGGUCAGAGCCUAAAUGAUAGAAGAUGAACUAUAAAAUAUUAUAAUACUGGCUGAAGCAUCGAGUAGAUUCCAUUUAUCAUAAUCUGUUUAAUAAUUAAGACCUUAUACCUUUUAAAGCAAAGAAAGAAACUAACGUGACGUUAAGAAAACAAUGUUCAAAGAGAUUUCAGUUUUACUGAACUUUUUAGAACCUAACAUAAUAUAUUUGAUAGUUAUAAACUUGAAUUUAUUGGAAAAACCUUGUAAAAAGUAGUUUUGGUGUACCCUUACAGAUAACUAAGAGACUAAACUCCUUCGUCCUUUCUGGAAUUGUAAUAGCUGUAUGACUGUAUGUGUAAUUAUUAUCGGAUCCUUAAAUGUAACGAACCUUGCCAUUCGUGUACUAGACAUAGAUAUUUAAUGGAUGUACAUAAUAUUAUACUUAUCUACUUAAUCUUUAACAGUAGCAACAAUAUUAAUACGAUCAAUGACAGCAUUUCAGCAAGUUUUAACGUUUAAUAAUGUUAAACUAGCUAGGUUUUUCGCUAGUUUGUGCUCAGUAAUCUUCACAUUAAAGAAAUGAUGUGUUGUAUGGCUAUGAAAAGAUAACGUUUUGUCCAUUACUUUUAACAAUUUCAAUUCUAAAAACAGAAAGAUCAUAGUAAAAAGCUUUUACAUAAUAUAAUAUAUUUUAGAUUAAAAAAUAGUCAAAUGUACAUAAUAUUUUAUUCUU
Aricia agestis (brown argus) is the source of this 4265-nucleotide messenger RNA. RefSeq lists its product as uncharacterized. The record is from RefSeq and is a predicted model, not a curated record. Bases 336 to 3566 code for a protein of 1076 amino acids. NCBI's taxonomy places the organism in Eukaryota, Metazoa, Arthropoda, Insecta, Lepidoptera, Lycaenidae. Gene Ontology annotation, cellular component: cell periphery. The transcript is spliced from 21 exons.